GCUGCGUUCUGCACUAGCUGCAGGCGUUUAAUUGACGCCUGGUCCUUACCCACAUACAGAGCAUUGCAGCAGUCCAACCUCGAGUUGUCCCACACCUGAUGAGUGGAAGCUUCAGUCUGAUGGAUGCUAAUGGACUGUACAUGUCCACAGGAACACUAAGCUAUGAUGCUUUUGAUCAGAGGAUGCAUGUUAGACACUUUGAACUUGUUGGCAAUCAGACCGCAUUUCUGGACCAGCUGAUGCUUUUCGAACAGUCUACUAUGAGAUUGACUGGAGCAAAUUAUCUUGCAAGAAGAAAGCACUGGAUACCAGCUUCCUUACCAUGCAUGCUCCCUUUGAUGCUAAACUGAUGGGUCAGGUUUUCAUGGGCUCCUCUUCCUCCUGGGGAAUGGGUGCUCUUAUCAACACCUGGUAUGGAGAACUGCCAAACAAUGGCCAUUAUACAACCGUCUUCCCUGAGAUUGGCUGCAUCCCUUUGACCAUGACUUCCUACACUCCCGCAACUGGAUGGGCCACAAUCAGCACCUUCAACUGGGUCAUUGGCAACACAAACCCCAUGGACUACAGUCCUCCUUUCUUCUGUGCCAAGUCUCAACUGGAGGAGAUGGAGACGCCAGAUACCUUCCUUACUGGCUUGCAGUCUAUGGCCAUAAAGAAUAAGAAAGUGGAGUACAGAUCCAAGGCGUCUCAGCAAGAUAAUCAAAACUGCUCCUGUCAGUGCAGCAGAGUUAAUUAGAAUGAUUAUUAUGUGUGUUAUUAUUAUUCAAUAAUCAUCAUGCUUUACAAUGGUU
Notothenia coriiceps (black rockcod) is the source of this 791-nucleotide messenger RNA. Its product is annotated as ependymin-like. Gene Ontology annotation, molecular function: calcium ion binding. Gene Ontology annotation, cellular component: extracellular region. Bases 323 to 736 code for a protein of 137 amino acids. Lineage: Eukaryota; Metazoa; Chordata; Actinopteri; Perciformes; Nototheniidae. The record is from RefSeq and is a predicted model, not a curated record. Gene Ontology annotation, biological process: cell-matrix adhesion. The transcript has 6 exons.